Schistosoma turkestanicum is the source of this 441-nucleotide messenger RNA. Lineage: Eukaryota; Metazoa; Platyhelminthes; Trematoda; Strigeidida; Schistosomatidae. The record is from the annotation of a GenBank genome assembly.
AUGACUAUUAAUGGUCCAACACGUCGAUUCAAACGUUUAUGUGAUCAACUACAAACAGCUUUACUGUCUGGUACUUCGCAUCCGAAUUUUGUCGCUCAUAGCACAUUAAAUCCUAACGCACUGGCUGGAGGAACUUCAUCAAUAACCAAUGUUUCUCCAACAACUAAUGUUGGUACACCUAUUUUAAGCCAAUUAACUCCAUCCCCUGCACCAUUAACUUCCUCCAAAGCACCAAGUCAUAUUUUGGAUGAACAAACUACAGGACAAAGUAAUAAUUCUGCUUCUCUUUUCAAUCAAAGUCAUAUUAAUCAAUCUUUACAGUCCCGGUUCAGCGAUGAAGAUGCACUGUUCUCUUCAAAGUUAACCAAUCCUGAUGAAACUACUACUACAAAGCCUCAUGAAACAUUGAAUACUACGACAGAUUCCCUCGUUUGUCAAUGA